AUGAAAUUUAGCAAGAGCAAGUGCCAGAUUCUCCACCUGGGACAGGGUAAUCCCAGUUACACGUACAAAUUGGGGGACGAGAGGCUGGAGAGCAGCCCCGCAGAAAGAGAUCUGGGGGUCUGGGCUGACGGGAAGAAAGCUCGGACUUUCGAUCUCGAAGCCAUGUUUGAGCAAACGAGGAGAACGGCAGUGGAGAGGAGCAGGAAGGUGUUGGAGGCUCGUGAAAGAGAGAAGGAAGACCAGGCUGAAAAAGAGUUUAGAAGUCCACGCACUGAUUCAUCAGCUUCAGCAUCCAGCACAACAGGAGCUGGGUCCACAUCAACCCAAAGAGAGACAGCCUGUAGUGAAAGUGAAGAUAGCUCAGAUGAAGAGUUAACUGGUCCUUCCAUGCAAUCCCAGACUUCUGCUCAAGGUCCAGCUGAGGAUACUGAUGGUGAUGAUGAAGAUGAUGAAUUCAUUGGGCCACCACUUCCACCUGGCUUCAAGGAUAGUGACGACGAUAAUGACGAUGAUGCAGAGGAGGAGGAUAAUAACCCUGUCAAGAAAAUUCCAGAUUCUCAUGAAAUUACACUCCAACAUGGGACAAAAACAGUUUCUGCUUUGGGGUUGGAUCCUUCAGGUGCCCGUUUGAUAACUGGUGGCUACGACUAUGAUGUUAAAUUUUGGGAUUUUGCUGGAAUGGAUGCCUCUCUCCAAGCUUUUCGAUCACUCCAGCCUUGUGAAUGUCACCAAAUCAAAUCUUUACAGUAUAGCAGCACAGGAGAUGUCAUUCUCGUUGUCUCUGGUAACUCUCAGGCAAAAGUUCUUGACAGAGAUGGCUUCCCAGUAAUGGAAUGCAUAAAAGGAGACCAAUACAUUGUGGACAUGACAAACACAAAGGGUCACACAGCAAUGCUCAAUUCAGGCUGUUGGCAUCCAAAAAUAAAGGAAGAAUUUUUGACAUGUUCUAAUGAUGGAACUGUGAGGACAUGGGAUGUUAACAAUGAAAAAAAGCACAAAAGCGUAUUUAAACCACGAUCAGUUCAAGGUAAACGGGUGAUUCCUACAACUUGCACAUACAGCAGAGAUGGUAAACUUAUCGCAGCUGGCUGUCAAGAUGGCUCCAUCCAGAUCUGGGAUAGGAAUAUGAGCGUACACACGAAGUUCCACUGCAGGCAAGCCCAUGCUCCAGGCACCGACACUUCAUGCUUGACAUUUUCCUAUGACGGUACUGUCCUUGCCAGCCGGGGAGGAGAUGAUACUUUAAAGACAUGGGAUAUUAGACAAUUUAAAAAGCCUCUUAAUUCAGCGGAAAGACUGCCCAGCUUCUUUCCAAUGACAGAUUGUUGUUUCAGCCCAGAUGAUAAAAUACUCGUCACAGGCACCUCUGUUAAGAAAGGUGGUGGCAGUGGGAAGCUUUUUUUCUUUUUUCGGGAGACAUUCCAGAAGUUGUAUGAGAUUGAAGUUACAGAUGCGAGUGUUGUGCGUUGCCUUUGGCAUCCCAAGCUGAACCAGAUCAUGGUCGGUACAGGAAAUGGUUUGGCCAAAGUGUACUAUGAUCCUGUCAAAAGCCAGAGGGGAGCAAAAUUAUGCGUGGUCAAAACAAAACGAAAAGAGAGACAAGCAGAGACUCUUACACAGGAUUACAUUAUAACACCCCAUGCGCUUCCAAUGUUCCGUGAACCACGACAGCGAAGCACCAGGAAACAGCUGGAGAAAGAUAGGCUGGACCCCAUGAAGUCUCACAAACCUGAACCUCCAGUAGCAGGACCAGGUCGCGGUGGGCGUGUUGGAACUCAUGGAGGUACCUUGUCAUCAUAUAUAGUCAAGAAUAUUGCACUGGAUAAGACAGAUGAUAGCAACCCUCGAGAGGCUAUUUUACGUCACGCAAAGGAAGCGGAGGAGAAUCCAUACUGGGUUGCUCCGGCGUAUGCUAAAACACAGCCAAAAACAGUUUUUGCAGAAGUGGAACCAGAAGAUGAUGAAACAGACAAGCCAGAGUGGAAGAAACGUAAAAUUUGAAAAACUCGGUUUAAAGAAUAAUUUUAGAGCAUUUGAAACAAAGUGCAGCAUUUAUUUCUUUAUUUUGAGUAGUGGAUUAAAAUUUGAAAGCAAAAAUUACUUCAGUUCAUAAAACUUGCUGCAGUGUAAAAAGGAAUUGUUGUAUUACACUGGAUUGUAGUCCUACAUCUGAAUUU
Molecule: messenger RNA, 2177 nt
Organism: Pygoscelis adeliae (Adelie penguin)
Lineage: Eukaryota; Metazoa; Chordata; Aves; Sphenisciformes; Spheniscidae
Gene: WDR70
Product: WD repeat domain 70
Exons: 17
Coding region: 1-2001 (666 amino acids)
Biological process (GO): regulation of DNA double-strand break processing
Cellular component (GO): site of double-strand break; nucleus
Molecular function (GO): protein binding
Source: RefSeq, a predicted model, not a curated record